This is a messenger RNA of Daktulosphaira vitifoliae (grape phylloxera), 4257 nucleotides long. RefSeq lists its product as uncharacterized. Bases 325 to 2958 code for a protein of 877 amino acids. Lineage: Eukaryota; Metazoa; Arthropoda; Insecta; Hemiptera; Phylloxeridae. The record is from RefSeq and is a predicted model, not a curated record. The transcript is spliced from 6 exons.
UCUACACGCGUAUAGUACGGCCGGCGAUGUUGCGCUCAUCGGAUACGUGUUUUAUGAAGUGUGUGUGUUUCGGCUUUAGUUCGUACGGUGGCGUGUAAAAUCAUUCGAAAAGCGCACGUGUAAAUUCGUCGUCACUGCCACCGUUUUUUUUUUUUCAUAACAUAUUUAGUAUUGUGAAACUUUUUAUAUUUUCCGUAACUUUACGAACUUGUGAAGUUGACGAAAAGUUUGCUUUCAUUCACCUAGUAUUCAUAACUGAAAAUGACUGGCCAAAAUUGAGUCUGGGAUUUUUAACACCUGUUGAAUAAUCCAAAAAGAAUAACAAUGAUAAUCAAAAGAGCGUUGUGGCUGUUAUUUUUACUUACGGUAGCAGUUGUAGCACAAUCAAAUUAUGAUCAAAUCGAGAAUAGUAUUGCAUAUCCAAGUCCUGAAAAAGGUUUGCCAGAGUCUACAGUGUUAGAUGGCAAAGUUACAAAGCUUGAUGAAUUAUCCCCCGUUAUAUUUUUGAACAGAACUAAAGCGGCUUUAAAUUGCGCAGCCGGCUACAUGCAGAUUGAACUGAAGUUUGAAGAACCAUUUUAUGGAAGAGCAUAUGCUGAUUUUGACCGAAGUAGUGCGUGCACUGUGACCGGAAAAGGUAACAACACUGCUAGAAUCGAUUUACCAUUGAAAGGAUGUGGUACAAAACAAGAUCCGCAAAGAGUAUUCACGAAUAAUAUUGUGGUCAGGUUUCAUCCUUUUUUGGAAAUGGACGGAGAUGAAGUAGUAACAAUUGUAUGUAGAUAUCCUCCACCUUUUGCCCCGCCACCUGCUGGUAUUCCUAACAAAAUUGUUGUUUUACCGUCUACUCCAGUCGAAGCACCACUAAAAGGAUUCCAAAUUUUAUUGAUAAUUUGUGGAAUACUAUUUUUGUCUUUAGUACUAUUGGGUCUUGGAUGUUCAUAUUACUGCUUACGUAAUCAACGUGUUCAAGUCGUUCGGAGACAUCCACUGUCAUCUGUUGCGUCUGAUAAAUUGUCUGAUUCUAGUUUAUCUAUGUUUGAUGGUCUUAAAAUACCUCGAGCUCGUGCUCCAACAUUAGAUAGUUCGUCUGGUUCAGAAAUGGCUUUGGUUAGUGCUGGUGAUACAUUACCAAGUGAUUACCCAUCAGAAUCUCCUAGUUCAGGUCAAUCUGAAGCAGAAGACGUAGACGGCAGAAGUUUGAGACUUAGUUCGGGAGGAUCAUACGAAAAUCGUGCAUUUACACAAGAAUAUUAUUCGGAAAAAUAUCAACAUGAAUUACCACCUCCACCUCCUGUACAGCCCAAGUUUGAUGUACAACUUAGAGUUAAGCGAGCUCCUCCACCUACGCCAAGUCCAACUCCACCACCUUCUGAGUCUGAAGUUAGUAUAUCGGCUCUUGAACGCAAUUUAACGACUAUUUUGGAAAAAGAUGAAACUUCUAUGAGUGUAGUUGAAGAGCAAUAUAGAUUUAGCCCACCACCAAAGGCCCAAACACCACCUGUUUACUCAACUGUAGUACGUAAAGAUAGAGAUGAAACAGAAUGGUAUAGAACUGAGGAAACAGUGGAGAUGGAAAAACGAAAGAAAUCUCCACCACCGCCACCACCAAAAAUCAAACCAAAAAUACAUACUGAAACAUCAAAAUACAUGAGUGAAAUGCAAGUAGAAAUAGUUGAACCUCCGGUGGUUCCAACUAAGAGACCAGAAAUCACUUCUCAUACAGUUGAUGAUGUGUUUUUGAAAACUAUUACGGAGAAAAAAACAAUUGAAGAUGUGGAACGACAUAGAAGGGAAGUUGUGGAAUAUAAACCCAAACUAUUACCACCUCUAGGUAAUUGGGAUGUGACUAUUAAGAACUAUCCAAAUCCUGAAGCUCAGUAUCCUCAAUCUGGCGAAGAUACAGCAACUGAUUGGGACAGUUACUCUGAGGCUUCUUCUGUAGUAGGUUACCCAACUACUGGUAUAGAUAGGCAAUCAAGAAUUCAAUCAUAUAUGUCUAAUGAAGAAUAUCAAAGCUAUUUAAGUACUUUAGAAGUUCCAGUACCUAAACCAAAUAAUUGGGAAUCAUUGGUUAAAGUGUUAGAACCUGAACCUAAUGCAAGGUACCGAGUCGAGCAAACAUUAACGUUAGAAGAUAAACGUAAAUGGAGGCAGAUUAUUACAACUGAGUCAACGCUAAGAAAGUUAAUAACUGAAGCUACUGUGAAAGAGGACUAUGAGCGCAUUCGAAGUGAUCCAAGAUACGAGCGAAUAUUUGAACCUGAAAAGUGGGAUGUUAUAAUUCGUGUGUUAGCACCACCUCAACACUAUGAUCAAAAGUCUGCUGUCUCUUCGAGUAGAUACACUAAAAAGAAGACAGAAUUUGAAGGUGCUAGAACAAGACGUAAUUCAUUGCCAACAUUAUAUGAGUAUGAUUCAGAUGGCUCAAGUGUUAGAACUUUGACAGCAGGUGACGAUCCUAAUCACUUUGGACAAGCUAGAUCUAGAAGAACUUCAAGAUCAAGUUUUAAAUCUGAUAUGGAUGUCAGAUCGAUGAGUGAAAUGACUGUGGAUUUCAGGCGACCGGAUAUGCCAGACAACUACAGUGAUGUUAGUUCUGUAUAUAACUAUCCAAGACGUGGAUCUUCUUAUUAUGCAGAUGACGAUGCCGGAAGUUUAGUGCGAUCACUUAGCCAACCUUCAUUGGCUCGUUCAGCUUCGGAGUUUACUGAGAAUUGGGGAGUACGUAUUCGGUCAUAUGAUGAUGGUGAUCUUAGUAGUCCUGAACAUACACCACGUUCUUCCUUCAGAGGUAUGCCAGGUAAUCGUCACCAUACCGAGAGGACUGCUACAUCUUCAUCUGGUCAUCAACAGUUUUCAACAUUCAGCAGUAGCAGUCGUCGAGUUUUUGGUGGUACAGGAUCAAAAGAAAAUUGGUACCAAGAUUCAGACGAUAUCGAAACUACUUACAAAUAAUUCGACUACUAAACACUUUCUUCUCUUUUACUAAUUUUGUCUUAUGACAACGUCCUUGGCAUUAUCAGUUUCACGUUUAAAUAGUUUAUAUUUUUAAUGGAUAAUUAAUACCAUUAUGCAUUAUAUUUCAUGUUUGCGUCAAAGCAAUUGAGCUGGUUAAGUGCAAUAGAAGUUGUUUUUUAGUUAUGUCUUAAUAAUAUUCAGAUAAUAAAUAUUCGCAACUAUUUUCAGAAAUGAAUUUAAAUUAUAAAUAUCAGUCUGAUGAUCAUAGCUCAUUAUUUAAGCAAUAUUACUGUUAUAUAUUUACGAAUAAUAUUUUUAAUUAAUUCACUAAUAUUUUCUAAUCAUUAACGUCUUAGUUAUUGAUAUAAGGAUUUAACUUGUAGAACUAUUUGUAUAAGCCUUUUUAUUAUGGUCAGCUAAUAUUUUUCAUCAGUGUUAUUAAUUUCUAUAAAAUUCUUAUUAUCAAAAACUUAGCUUAGAAGUUAAAAAUAAGUUGCGUUAAAGUGCCAAACUAAUCAGUAUUUUAGAUUUUUACUUUUUAUGUGUACUCGUUACAAAAAGUUUCUAUUCAAACUGAUAGAUCAAUUUAUAUUUUUUCACUUGUUAGGUUUAUUAAUUUUAUAUGUUCCUAAAGAAAAAAUUACUAAAACGAAUUCUAUUUAAAUUACUGUGAUAUGUUAAUCUAAUUUAUUUAUUUUAUUAAAUUAAAUUUAUUCGUUUUUAUUUUUUAGGAAAAUUUGGCUAUAUUACUUUUUAUUUAAAAUUAUGCUUCUUUUUAUCUUCUUCUGACAACUUGCAAAUUUCAAAUAUAUAAAUAUCAAAAUUUGAUAUUCUCACUGUAUUUGAUAACGAGUACACCUAUUAGUAACUCAUUUAUUUUUUAAGUCAAAAAAUUAAUUAUUUUGACUAACUAGUUAUUAGGUUUAAAAAUUAAGAACUUUUUCAAUCAAAUUUUUCAUUGGUUACUUGAAAGCUAUAUUAAGUGACAACUGGAAAUUUUCAUUGAAUUGUUAGGGUGAUUUAACUAUGUAUAGUAUACUAAUAUUAUAUAAUUAUAUUAGAGUUUAUAAAUUAAUAAAUCAAAAGAAAUAUUUAGCGAUAAUAUCAAAGGUAAUAAUAUUACUUCUGAAUGCAUUGUCUCCUAACAGUUUAAUUUUGAUACUUAUACAUUAGUUAAUAUUAUAUUUUUGUAAAUAAAAUUUUGUGAAAUAACAAAAAAUAUAAAUUGUAUCACUAUUUUUUAUAAUCUAAUAAUAAAUAAAAUUUCAGUGAAGCUGAAAUUUAUUAACUUGUUCA